AUGAUGUCCGACAAGAUGGCCCUCGACGUACACAACCAUCAAAUGACUAGAAACAUUGUGGUAGGCGUGCUCGCUCUGCAAGGGGCUUUCUACGAGCAUCUCAAGCUUCUACAAAGAGCUUUCCGAGAAGUAGCCAUUGGCCAGGACGAAGGAUGGGAGUUUGUGGAGGUUCGCACCGCACAAGAGCUCGAGAGAUGUGAUGCUCUCAUAAUUCCUGGUGGAGAGAGCACGACCGUCUCUCUAGUGGCAGCUCGCUCGAAUCUUUUGGAGCCACUGCGAGACUUUGUCAAAGUACGUCGAAGACCGACCUGGGGCACAUGCGCUGGACUAAUCCUGCUAGCCGAGUCCGCCAAUCGCACGAAGAAAGGCGGUCAGGAGCUCAUCGGUGGUUUGGACGUGAGAGUGAAUCGUAACUAUUUCGGGAGACAGACGGAGAGCUUCGAAGCUGAGCUGGCCUUGCCAUUCCUCGGUACAAAGGACGGAAGAGGAGACGUCAAACCGUUCAAUGGAAUCUUCAUCAGAGCGCCAGUGGUCGAGAAAAUAUUGCCAGUGAUACGAGGAGAGCAGGCGAGUGAAAGAGCGAUCGACGAAACGGUCAUUGCGCCGUCCCGGAGUCCUGAAGGUGAGAUGAAUGAGCAAGUUCUUCGACCUGUUGAAGUCAUGGCUACUUUACCUGGUCGAAGUCGAACGCUCAAAAAACAUGUCGCCGCAACGGGAUUGGAGGACGAAGCUGGAGAUAUCAUUGCUGUGAAGCAAGGCAAUGUCUUUGGAACGAGCUUCCAUCCAGAGUUGACGGAAGAUGCAAGGAUCCAUGUAUGGUGGCUGCAGCAGGUUAAAGACAUGACUCAACACGAGGAAAAGAGUAGAUUUCCUUGA
Molecule: messenger RNA, 876 nt
Organism: Letharia lupina
Lineage: Eukaryota; Fungi; Ascomycota; Lecanoromycetes; Lecanorales; Parmeliaceae
Exons: 2
Coding region: 1-876 (291 amino acids)
Biological process (GO): pyridoxine metabolic process; pyridoxal 5'-phosphate biosynthetic process
Cellular component (GO): glutaminase complex; cytosol
Molecular function (GO): glutaminase activity
Source: RefSeq, a predicted model, not a curated record